UCCUAAUUAGUAAAGAUUGCACCAAUGAGAGAGCAGCGAUUAUUCACUCCUUUCCGUCAAACAUGGCUGAUGCUAAAAAGCGAUAUGGAUUGUUCUUUUCAAAGAAACAGAAUGGAUUUGUUCGUGGAAAACCCAGUAUUUUUGGAGAUGACAGUGAUGAUGAUGAACAAGGUGUAUUCAGUACGUCAUUACAGAAAGAAUCUCGAAAAAACAAACUGAAAAAACAGGCACAGCUAGAGAUUGAUAAAGCAUUGCAGGAUGAUCCUUCAGUUUAUGAAUACGACAAAAUCUACGAUGACAUACAAUCAGAGAAAAUCAAAACUGAUCUUUUGUUAAAAACCAAAGCAGACAAAAAGCCCAAGUAUAUUGAGGGUCUAUUGAAAGCGGCCGCGAGUCGGAAGAAGGAACAGGAGAAACGUACAGAGAGGAAGAUCCAGCAGGAACGUGAGGCGGAGGGUGAAGAGUUUAAAGACAAAGAGGAGUUUGUUACAUCAGCCUACAAGAAGAAGCUACUGGAACUACAGGAAGAAGAAGAGAGAGAAAAGAAAGAAGCCGAGAUGGAAGCUUUGUUGGACGUUACCAAACAGAAAGACCUGAGUGGCUUCUACAGGUUCUUGUAUCAACAGACAAGUGGCACAGACCCACAAGCUGACGACGAUGGUGGAGGCGGAGGGGAUGGCAGUAAGAAGCCAACAAUGGUAAAACAGGAACCAGAGGAUGUCGAGGAAGGAUUGGCAGAAAAGAAGAAUCUUUUGAAAGUUGAAGAUGUUGAGAUGAAAGUUAGCAGCCAUGACGGAGACCGACAUCAUCCGAGUGUGACCAAAGCUGAAAAAGUGUCGAAACGGAGAUCCUCUUCGUCUUCUUCGUCAUCGUCAUCGUCAUCAGACAGUGCUAAGGAGAGAAAAGAAAGCAAAGGAAGUCGCUGGGGUAAAUCUGCUGAUAAACAGAAGCCGGAGCUUUCCGGAAGCAAGAAACACAGCAGUUUUACGAGUCAGAGGAAUCAGUAUUCAGAUUCGGAUGACUCGCAGAGUGAUGACGACAGGCGGAAGCGUAAGAAGUCUACCCCUGUCACAAGAUCAAGUCCCGUGAGUCGCUCGAGGCACACCGACGAAAGAGGCUAUGGUCGCAGUAACCAUCACUCCAAAUCAAAGUCUCGCUCUCGUUCUCGUUCGAAAUCUGAGGACCGCAGGCCACAACAUAAGAAGUCAGAGACUUCAGGUCGAGAUAGAUUCUCUCGGUCAAGAUCCAGAGAUGACCGUGUACGCCGAAGGGAUUAUCGGGAUAGAAAAUCAUCACGAUCUCACUCACGGGACAGAAAAUCCCGAUCAAGAGACAGGCGGUCUCGCUCCAGAGACAGACGGUCUCGAUCAAGAGACAAACGGUCGCGAUCUAGGGACAAGAGGUCACGGUCUAGAGACAGGCGUUCCAUAUCCCGUUCCAGAGAUCGUGGGCGAUUUGACCGAUUUAAAAGGAAGCCUUACUUCAACUUCAGAAACAGACCUCGGUUCAUUCGAUACAACCGCAGAUCUCGGUCUCGGUCAAGGGAUCGAAACCGGUUUGACAGAUACAAUCGAAGGUCUCGAUCUAGAUCUCGCAACAGAGGCAGGUUCAACCGGUAUGAGAGGAAAUCUCGUUCACAUUCGAGAGAGAAAAGAUACGACAGGAGAUCUCGCUCCAGGUCUAGAGACAGGUCAGACAGGAAUGAACGCAGUCGACCAUCAUCUCACAAGCCAUCAACUUCAAGCCACACCAGUGCCAGGGGUCACUCUGAGGACAGGCACAGUGGAAGACCAUCAUCUAGGGAUCGGAAGCGAUCGGCAGAGAAAGAACUGCCCCGUGUGAGCAUUAAUGAAAGGCAACAUAGAAUGGGAGAUAAACGAAAAUCCAGGACCCCUGUGAAGGUCAUACCUAUUAACGCAUCAUCAUCAUCGUCGUCAUCGUCUGAUGGUGGUGAUGACGAUGGUGAAGACAAUACCCGUGAUCACCGUUCUCGCGAUUACAAUCAUGAUGAUGACGACCAGGGUAAUAAUAAUAAUAACAGCUGCGAUGGUGGCGGGAGCGGCAGCAGCGAUCACCACCCCCACCAUCGCAAUCAUGACAAAGAGAAAGAAAGCAAGACCCCUGAGGUUAUCGAUUUAGACACACCCCCAAUUGUACCCGAGCAGCUGCAGCCCUGCCUGCCUGCCCCACCAGUCUCUUCCUCUCCCUCUCCCCCACCACUUCCAUCUGCUCGUUGCUCCCCCCCGCCACGCCUGCCCUCACCCCCUCCAAUUAGUGAGUCAAAAGUGAACAGUGACAUUGCUAAAGAGAAAUCUGACUCCAAAAGUGACAUUCCCCCCAAAUAUGCCAAGCACACGGUUGGCCAGUCCCUCCUCGAUGCACAGGAACGAUAUUUUAAACGCAAGAUAACUCAGAACCCAGCCAUAGUCCCAGCAGAAAGCAACUGAAGCACAUUAUUAUUAUUAUUAUUAUUAUUAAAUGAAAUUUUUUCUUUAAAAUAAGUUUUCAGUGUGUGUGUGUGUCUGUGUGUGUGCAUAGUAGUGUCUAUAUAUAUUAUAUAUAUACA
Messenger RNA from Octopus sinensis (East Asian common octopus), 2566 nucleotides. Its product is annotated as nuclear speckle splicing regulatory protein 1. The transcript is spliced from 8 exons. Lineage: Eukaryota; Metazoa; Mollusca; Cephalopoda; Octopoda; Octopodidae. The record is from RefSeq and is a predicted model, not a curated record. Gene Ontology annotation, biological process: regulation of alternative mRNA splicing, via spliceosome. Bases 63 to 2447 code for a protein of 794 amino acids.